Molecule: messenger RNA, 4563 nt
Organism: Dictyostelium discoideum AX4
Lineage: Eukaryota; Evosea; Eumycetozoa; Dictyosteliales; Dictyosteliaceae
Gene: ints3
Product: integrator complex subunit 3
Exons: 5
Coding region: 1-4563 (1520 amino acids)
Cellular component (GO): cytoplasm; nucleus
Source: RefSeq, a predicted model, not a curated record
AUGAUGAAUCAACAACAACAACAACAACAACCACCAACAACAUCACCAACGCAACAACAACAAUUAACCCAAUUACAAACACAUCAAUAUUUUCAAAAUAAAUUUAAAUUAUUUUAUAAAAGAGAAUUAGAUGAAGCUGAUCCAUUAGAAAUUUAUUGGAGAGAAUGUUAUGAUAAAAUUGAAUUAUUAUUAUUAAAUAGUUCAGAAGCAGAGAUUAAUAAUUAUUUAAUUGAAAAAUCAGCAUCAGUUGAAUCAAGUGGAAAUAAUGAUCAAUCAAAUAAAUUUCAUACAGAAGUUACAAUUGGAUUUUUAUAUGCAAUUCUUUUAGGAUCACCUCAAAACAUUGCAUUAUCGCAUCAAUAUUUUAAAUCUUUAACUUUUUUCACUAAAGAUUCAUUAGCAUUAUUUUGUUCAUUAUUAAAGAAAUUAAUAGCAGAUAAAUUUCAAAAAUUAAAUGAUACACCAAGACAACAAGUGGUUUGGAUCAUUAAUGAAUUGAUUGCAACCAAUCAUCAAGAUUGUGAAUCUGUAACUUCAAUCAUUUUAAGACAUAUUUAUGGUGGUAAUUUCACUUCAAAAAAUUUAUCUUUAAGUCAUUCAAUGUUAAAUAUGUUUUUAACACAUAGACAAUGGUUAAAUAGUAGACCAUUAUUAAUACCAACUAUAUUAUAUAAUUUUUUAAGAUUAAUUCAAGAUCAUAUUAGUAGACCGCAAGGUUUACAUAAUCCAACUCAUUUGAAAGAUGAAAUUAAUUUUUGUUUAGAUUUAUUAAAAAAUAAAUUUCAAGAAUGUUUAGUAAUUGGUAGAGAUUUAAUUAGAUUAUUACAAUAUUUAAGUACAAAAACAAUAGAGUUUGAACAAUUAUGGAAAGAUUUAAAUAGUAAACCAACAACAUUUGCGCCUGGAUAUUAUGAUAUAAUUCAAUCAAUGAAAACACCAACACCUAAACAUUUCUUACAAUCAAGAUUAUCACCAGAGAUGGAAUUACAGGUAUUAUAUAUAUUAAAAGAGGUUAAAUUUGGUAAUCAAAAGAGAUAUCAACAAUGGUUCGUUACAAAGUAUUUGGUUACACCAGAAUCCGAAUCAUUAAUACCCGAUAUAAUUCGUUAUAUUUGUUGUGUCUAUCAUCCACCAAAUCAUGUACUCUGUAGUGAUAUUGUCCCAAGAUGGGCUAUCAUCGGUUGGUUAUUGAAACAUUGUAAAUCAGAUGCAUGGAGAAACUAUAGUAAGUUAUCCUUGUUUUUAGAUUGGCUUUAUUUCGAACCAAAGAUUGACUCAAUUAUGAAUAUUGAACCCGCUAUCCUAUUAAUGGCUGGUAGUGUUAAAAAGUAUGCAGAUAUGACAAUUGAUUUGGUGGAAUUCAUUGUUGGUACAUUAUUAGAUAGUUAUGAUAUUCAAAGAAAAGAUGCAAUUCGUCAAGGUAUUCAUAAUUCCUUUGCUACAGUUUUGGAAAAAGGUGUUGUUCAAUCAUUAAGUCAUGUUUUCCCACCAGAUUCUUUAGGUCCUUCUUUAUUUGAAAAGGUUAAACAUUAUUUCCAUCAAUUUUUAACAAAUUCACCAAUUCAUCAAUUACAUAGUCAACAACAACAACUACAACAACAACAACUACAACAACCACAACAACCACAACAACAACAACAACCACCGCAAUAUAAACCAUAUCCACAACAACCAAUUAAUAAACAAUUACCAUUACAAAUGUCACCACAACAACAAUCACAACAACAAUUACAACAACAACAAUUACAACAACAAUUACAACAACAACAACAACAACAACAACCACCACAACAACCACCACCACAACAACAACCACAACAACAACCACCACAACAACAACCACAACAACAACCGCAACAACAACAACCACAACUAAAUAUAUCGACAGGUAAUUUACCAAAUAUUCAACAACCAAUGGUAAAAUCACCACCAUUAUCAUCAAAUACUUUAGUAUCACCUACUUCAUCAUCUUCUCCAACUUCAUCAAAUUUACCAACCAAUAAUAGUAGAGUUUUAAAUAAAUCUGGUGUUGAUAUUCACCAUGUUUCAAAUUUAUCACCCCAAGUAAUUUCGCAAAAACCACAAUCUCAACAAACCCCUUCACUUCAUUCUUCAUCACAAUCUGUUUUACAACAAAAAUCACCACCGUUAAAAGAAACUAGCUUAUUUGAGCAACAACAACCUUCUCAACAACUACCUUCACAAAUUGUUAAAAAUUCACCCCCAAAUUUAUCAAUGACCAAUGAAAAUAUUUCAAACCCACCACCACCACCUCAUGCUAAAAUUAGUUCAGAUCAUGCUUCACCAUUAAUAAACUCUUCCAAUAGUAAUAUCACAACUCCAAACCCCGAUAGUCAGUCUCAAAUACCAAUUCCCCCUCCAAUAUCGCAAUCACCAUCAACUAAAAACAUUGAUGUAAUUAUGUCAGAAUUAAAUGAUGAACCACCAAAAUUAUCAAAAUCAUCACCAACUCAAUCAAAUAUUAUAGUUCCUCCACCAACUCAUAAACCACCACAAACCACAAUAUCAUCUUCAUCACCAUUGUUACAACCACAAACUCAACCUCAACCCCAAACUCAACCUCAACCCCAAACUCUACAACAAUCAACUACACCAUCAUUAUCAUCAAGUAGUACACCAACUAUACCAAUUUCACCACCAUUACUACCAACACAAUUAGAGAUCGAUAUUCAACCACCACCUCCACCACCAUCAUCACAACCUUUACAACCACCACCUCCACCCCCACCAUCUCAAAAUAUAAAAGAUGAAACUUUAAAUAGCUUGAUAGAAUUAAAUAGUAGUAUUAAAUUGGAUGAAGAGAUUAAAAUGGAAAUACCAGAUAUUCUAUUAACAAUAGGAAGUAAACCACAAUUUCAACCAACAAAUAUUACUAUCACUCUUGGUUCUAUACUCUCAAACUUUAAUGAAAAGAUAUCAAAACAACCAAAUAUAACUCUUCAAAAUGAAUUAACAGAUUCCUUAACACAAUAUCUAUCUCAAGUUUUAAAACCAGAAUUACAAAUUGAUCUUUCAACAACACCAUCACUUUUAUCUUUAUUUUGUAAUUUCCAAGUUAUUCACCACAUUUUCCGUGCAACUUUUUCACCAACUGAUAAUUCAAUAACAACAACGACGACGACAACAGCAGCAGCAACAACAACAACAACAACAACACCAACAAUAGUAAAACCAAUGUUUAAUAUAUUAAAGGAACUUUAUAAAAUUUAUCCUUCCAUUGGUUUUAAAAUUAUGAUUUGGUCAAUUAUUACAUCACCAGGUGGUUUGAAUAUUACAAAUAAUGGUUGUACUUAUAUCUAUCCAGAUAUUGAAUGUGAUAAUUCUUUCUCCAAUUCUGAUGAUAAUGAAUCAACUAAUAAUAAUAAUAAUGGGGUCGAACAAAAACCACAACAACAACAACAACAACAACAACAACAACAAAUUAAUGAAAAUACUCAUAAUAAUAAUAAUAAUAAUAAUAAUAAUAAUAAUAAUAAUAAUAAUAAUAAUAAUGAAAAUAAUAUAACUAAUAAUAGUCAAAAUAUAACAAUUAAAGAAGAAUCAAUAUUUAAAAUAGAAAAAUUACUUGAAUCAGUUCAAGAUUCAAAUGGUAAUAGGAAUAUACUUGGAAAUUAUUUAAAUUUUCAUAGUAAUUUAUUAGGUGGUCAACCACCACCACCACCACCACCACAACAACCAAAUAAAAUAGUUGAACAAAUUAUUAGUGAUUGUAUAGAAGCAAAUAAUGUUGGAGCAUUUAAUUACUUGGUACCAAUAUUGUAUAAAAGUUUUUCAAAUCUAUUGGUUGGUAAUUCAGAUUUCUUAUAUUUAGUUUUAUCAUGCAUCAAUCCACGUCAACAUUUUAGAAUUUGUAAUAAGAUAUCGAUGGGUGAAUUUAGAGUAUUUGGUAAUGAAAUGAAAUCAUUAAUAAGUCAAUCAUUCAAAUGGGAAUCUUUUGAACAGAACUAUCUAUGGCAAAUGUUAAUAGCUGAGGAUUCAGUUUAUAGUGGUAUGAUUGUAAAGGAAUACCCAUUCAUAAUCAGUAAAUUAGAUCCAUACAAUAAUAGUGAAGUCUUACAAAAUCUGACCAUAACCCUAAAGGAAACAAAGUUUUAUGACUUUAAUAUUUUCUCUGAAACCUUAUUAUUAAAUGAUUACUUUUAUACUUUUGUUUUCUGUUUAUUCUCUUUUUGGUUAAAAAAUAAUACAACUCAAACAUUUAAUUAUAUAAAUCAAAUUUUCGAUUUUUAUUUAUCAAAUAAUAAUAAUAACAAUAAUAAUAAUAGAAAAUUGGUUGAAAGAAUUUUAUAUUUUUAUAAUAUAUUUUUGAAGAAAUAUGGCGAAGAAAGAAUAAAAUGGAGUGAUAUGAUAGAUUCUGAUAGAGUUUCAAAAGUAUUACAAAGAUCAACAAAUUCAAAUUUAUUUCAAAAGUAUUCAAAUUUAGGUAGUUUAGUAUUACCAUCACAAUCUUCAAACAUAAAAAAUGAUAACAAUCCUACUUUAUCCAAACAUCAAAAUAGCGACGAUGAUUCAAACCCAAAGAAAAGAUUUAGAAAAGAAUAA